Molecule: messenger RNA, 9017 nt
Organism: Colletes gigas
Lineage: Eukaryota; Metazoa; Arthropoda; Insecta; Hymenoptera; Colletidae
Gene: htt
Product: huntingtin
Exons: 15
Coding region: 125-8806 (2893 amino acids)
Cellular component (GO): nucleus; cytoplasm
Source: RefSeq, a predicted model, not a curated record
GUUUACACGUACGAGUUAUGUCUGUCAUAAAUUCGGCCUACGUUCGAUCAAAGUAUCACUUGUUAAAAAUUUCAUUUGUACAAAGUGAGAUAUAACCCGAUCAACGAUAUAUAUUUUGAGAAAAAUGACAACUUUAAACAACAUAUUGAAAGCCAUAGAGGCUCUGAAAACAACUCAAGACUCGAACGUUGUUAUGUCAGAUUCGAGUACAAGGAAAGAUAAAUUAGCAUGUUGCGCGGCAAUAGCCGAAGGAGUAUGUUCGCAAAAUGCAAAACCAGGAACCAAGUUUCAUCAGGUUCUUACUCUUUCCAUUGAAACAUUAUUGACGUUGUGCGAUGACGAUGAAUCUGAUAUCAGAACAGUAGCCGAUGAAACUUUGAACAAGAUUAUAAGGGCCAUGACCGACGGUAAUAUCGUUAAAGUUCAGAUAGAACUUUACAACAAAAUAAAAGGAAACGGACCGGCUAGAACAUUGAGAGCCGCUCUAUGGAGAUUUGGACUUCUCAGUCAUAUGAUUCGACCUACAAGGGGGAAAGCUUACGUAUCUAAUCUGAUACCGUGCAUAGUAACUAUCGCACGACGGCCCGAGGAAGCUGUAAUAGAAACAUUGUCCCAAUCGUUGCCGCUAAUUAUGAAAGCUUUAGGGCCAUUUAUGACGGACAAUGAUGUUAAGACUUUAGCGAAAGCAUUCUUUGAAAAUGUAUGUUCGGUGGAAGCGGCAUUUCGCAGGGCUUCUGCAAAUAUGAUUCUAGCAACGUGUUUGAAUUGCAGAAAGCCACGAUACUUUUUAAAUUAUGUAUUGCGACAUCUUCUAGAUAUUAUAGUGCCGAUAAAGAAAGACGAGGGUCGCGUGGCUACUAUUAUCGGUAUAUUUGGAUGUACAAGAAUAAUUUUACCCUAUCUAUGCAAUCCUUUGGAAGUUGAAGAUAACGAGACGGAACAGAUAGAUAGCUUGUUAGAAGUUUAUGAAUUAUGUUUACAUUAUACAAAAUGGCAUUCCGAUCAUAAUGUUAUAAAUGCUGGUUUGGAAACUUUGACGCAACUUUUAAAGUCACCUCCGAAAGCUCUAGUACGUUUGUUGUUAUCGAACAAAGGUACAACGUGUAAUAGGAUAGUAGUAAAUCAAAAUGAAACAAUGUUAUCGUUAAGCGAAACGAGUACCUCUGGUGCUAUUACCGCUCCUUGUUGCGAAAAUUCGGGAUCUUGUUUAAAUUUACUUGAAUCCGAUGAUGUGGCAGACGUGAAUCCGAAAAUAGAGAAACUGAUAUUAAAGUUAGAUUCCGAUGUUGCGCGUCCUUUGGCACAGAAUUCACAAAGCCAGAAGGAAUGUUCGAGCGAUAUUAUGGAAAUGAAAGGGAAGAUAAUGGAAAAUUACAGUGGCCCGACGAUUGGAGUUAUCGACGACGACGAAGCUGUAGAAGAAGGUAGUGACGUUGGUAGCGAAAUCGUAAAAGCUUACCCAAGUUUACAAAGUGAAACGAAGGAUUUCGAUUGUUCCGAACAAGUUGCUUCAUCUAUCGUUUCUUCUAAAAAGCUUUCUUUGGAUUUCUCGUCGCGCGAAAUAGACAUUGGAACUUUUACGGAUCCUGACAUACCUUUGAAAUAUUGCUGCCGUUAUUUGGUGUCGUCUUUUCUCUUAACUGGCAAUGUUGGCCACGUAAUGCCGGACAAAUAUUUUCGUGUUAGUGUAAAAUCUCUUGCUCUAAACUGUGUUGCUUAUAUUUUAAAACUUUUCCCGGACAUGUUUUUAAUGCCUGUUGCCAAAGAAUCGAAUUUCACCGAGAACGAACAAAUGAUAACAGAUAUAUUAUUGUUUGCAAAUCAUCCAGAUCCUCAAAUUAGGGGUAAUAUAUCGAUCAUUAUCGGUACUUUUUUAAAAUCUGUAUAUACUCAAUACGGUGAAUCUUUUAAAAAUUUUCAAGCGGAGAUCGGAAAAAAGGAUAUACAUGGAAGCGUGUCGUUGGAAAAGUUAAUAACGUUACUUUUAAAGGGAUUGGAAGAUGAUUCCGCCACGACGUGUCGACAAACGCUAACAGCGUUUAGUUUGUGUUUGCCAGAGUUGUUGGAAUCCGUCGACAAUAAAUAUGGAAUCACUGUGUUAACUGCAUUACCUCAAUUAGUCAAAAACCCAUAUUUUCUGGUUAAAGUGAAAUUAGUGGAAUUAUUGAGCGAGAUAUCGUAUGUUACUAUAGAACAUAUAAUCGGUGGAUCAAUGUUCCAAGAACAUUUUAUCAAUGUUAUAAUAACGCUGUUAGGCGAUCAGGAUCAGAGAAUCAGACACGCGGCAUCGGAUGCUAUCGUAAAGAGUAUUCCUUUGUUACACUUUCAACAGCCACAAGAGGAUGUUGUGACGAGAAAAGCCGCUCAAUAUACAGAAGAAUUUUUGAGCGCCGUAAGCGGAAGCAGUUUCGAAUUGUCUUCUUGCCAAGAGAAAGAAAAGCUGUUCGUAAAGACGUGUAUAGAACCGUUUGCAUCGUUAAGUACUCGUAAUAGGAUAGAGUGUCAGCCGAAUGUGGAAUACUCGUUGUCGAUUAUAGUUAAUAUGUUGGCGGAAAUUCUUGGAGUACAAUCGUCAAAGUAUUUAGUGUACGGUUGCUGCGAAGCUCUGUUCCAUUUAACCGAUGUAUACACUACUACGGUGUACAUCAGAGGGUGGGAUUGCAUUUUACCAAAGACAUUGUUCAAGAAAUCUCGAUCCUUGUUGAAAGAAUCAAACUUUACAAGCGAUAUGAUGCCAUCGUCCGUUAGCAACGAUCUUUUAUCUUUAGCUCUACCUUUGCUAUCCUCGUCCCCUAUAAGUCUAGACUUGUCCACGCACAGACACUUGAUUCUACUAGCUGGCAAUCUGGCAUCUGGUUUGGCUUUCGGCAACUUCAAACCCAACGAUCCGUCGAAAAGUUGCGGUACAACGGUUAAAGAGAAACAAAUAGAGCUGCUGUUGACGCACGUAACCAGAGUGUUGAAUAUAUUUGUUCAUAUAAUCGAUAAAGUGCAGUUGCCGCAAACGAGCGGUAAGACGACGUUAUCGUCUUUGACGUCCACGCAAACGUUAUCCCCGAAGAGAAAAGUUGUACCUGAACACAAGUCGGGAAAGGAUAAGGGGUGCGGGGAGCGAAUCGGAGGUUUAAGAUUUGGAACGGAACAAAUGGGUUCGUUCGUCUCGGUGCCGCAUUACAUGAAAAUGUUUGAGAUUCUUAAAGCGGCGCAUAUGAAUUACUUGGUGACUCUCGAAUCGCACGCCAGCGAAAUGUAUUUGUCCCUGUUGAACGCGAUCUUGGACGUGUUAUCUCAAAUUCUUGAGAUUAUAUCGUUCAACGAGGCAGCCCAGAUCACGGAAGAGGUUUUAUUUUAUCUGCAAAGCACAGUGGUACUUUCCCCGACCGCCACUGUCCAAUGUGUUCAACAGUUAUUGAAAUGUUUGUGUAGCACGAACGUGUACGCACAGUGGAGCGGCGAAUCGGACGGACAGAAGAACACGGAUAGGGUAUCGAUUCUAUCGAGGGCCGGUAUCAAUGGAUUUUAUAAUUACUGCUUUCAAAAUCCGGCAAGGCAAAUGGCCGACACGAUCAAAUCCAUGGGGAACAAUUGUAGGGGUGAAAAUGAACCGGAUACCGGGUGGGUGGGAUUGUUGCGUAGAAAGGGAGAGAGAAAAUUUUCUUCCGUUUUUAAGAAUUUGUCGCGUUCGUCGGAUCAAAAGAAUUCCAUAGCUUCGUUUAUUCGUCUGUUCGAGCCGAUGGUCAUACAGUCUCUGAAACAAUACACGGUAACGAGUAGCGUGCCGUUACAGUGCCAAGUAUUGAUGCUGCUCAGCCAGCUUGUGCAGCUCAAGGUUAAUUAUUGUUUGCUGGAUUCCAAGAGUACGUUCAUCGGAUUCAUUCUGAAGCAAUUUGAAUCUAUCGAAGAAGGCUAUGUACAGCAGACGGAGCACCUUUUACCAAAGAUCUUCAAUUUCUUGGUGCAUUUGUCGUACGAAAAGAAUCAUUCGAAAUGUAUAAUAGGAGUGCCGAAAAUUAUUCAAUUGUGCGACGGUCUUAUGGCUAGCGAACAGCCAGCCCUUACUCAUUGCAUACCAGCCCUCGGGCCGGUGGUCGAAGACGUGUUCCUAGUACGAAACGCGAGCUCGAACUUGAUGGAACAGAGAGAAUUGGAGACAACGAGGGAGGUGUUGAUUUCGAUGCUGUUACGUCUCGUCGAGUAUUAUCAGAUCAUCGAACUUUUGGCGUUAUGCUUGACAGAGUCUAGAUUCAGCGGAGACGGUAACGGCGAAGAAAAGUGGCGUAGAUGGUCCAGGCUGACGAUGGACACUAUUCUUCCCAUGCUGGCGGCCGGAAAAGUCCAAACAGAAUCCGAGAAAGCUCAUAUCGCUCUGAUCAAACUGUUCGCGGCUAUUUCUCCUACGGUUUUUCGCCCGGUCGAUCCUCUGUUGAAAGUUCUGUUCGUUGCACCCGUUUCACUGGAGUCGUCGAGCUUGAGAUUAAAACGAUGGUUAGGAAUGGUUAACGUUGUCCUGUUGUCGUUAAUUUCGUGCGCGAAAGAGGAAGCAAUGCUGGCUCGUCUUUCCGACCUGAGCACAAACAUGACAGAGUUGUCGCAAUCGUUUCUUCUUUCCGAGUCCUCUAGUCGGACUAUGGAUCCUCUGAACGUUUUGGGGAUCCAGUCGGUCGAUAUACCAUCGGAAAGGAUAUUGGCUAGAUUUAUAUUCAAAGUUAUCAGCCGGAUAGGUUCCAAGGUGUAUAAUCUUCUUGGACUGAUCGAUCGGAAUGUUAACGAUUCGUUGGUCGGAUUCGCCGAGUCCGUGGAACACGAUCGUUAUUUGGUCUAUCAAUUCGCGUUCUUCCUACAGUUGUGCAUUCACAUGUUCGAGUCUGGAAGUCACUGUAAAGUAGCGAACGCAACCAUGCAAAUGAUUCAGGGUCGCAACGUCCCCGACGAGGAGAAGUUACCCAUCGGCGAUCUAAAUUAUUUGAUGUUGAACAUUGGAAAGAAAUGCCCGACGUUAACGUGUCAGUGGGCCUAUCUGAUGACUCUAUUGGGAUUCAAUGAAAUGAGUUUCUGGUCGAAGGUGUUGGGUACUCGUCGCACGGAGCACGUCGUGCACGCUUCGUCGACUGCUACCGAUAAAACCGAUAUCGAUCGUCCGAGUAGUAUUAAUAUACAGAUUAUUAGAAAAGGUGGUAUCGUACUGUUCUGCGACUACGUUUGCGAAAAUUUAAACGACGCGGAACCCCUAACGUGGUUGCUGGUCAACCACACGGAAGAAGCGGUGAACAACGCCAUCGAGUCUCCGGUUAGAGACUUAUUGACAGCUGCUGUACAUAGAAAUCCAUCGGCCAGUGGUUUGUUGGUACAAGCGAUCGCGACUAAAUGCACAGAUCUCUCACAACCCAGUUUCGUCAAGCGACUUUUGCAGUGUAUAGAAGGCGCCCAUCACUCCCAAAGCGGAUCAGUUUUAAUGACAUUGAUACCAACGUUACUGUCCACCAAGUAUCUUGCAUUGUCGAGAAUGGCGGGGAAAAUAGCUAGUCGAAGAGUGGAGAUUUUGCUGACCACCCCUGCCGCAGACGCGACCGUCUAUCUGUCGAAAGUGGAUUUCGUCAAGAUUAUGGACACUUUGCGGUCGACUAAACUCGCCAAGAAACACGGCGGAUUGGUCGGUUUGUUGAACAAACUCGGUGUACAGUAUUACGAUUUGUCUCCUUUGGAGUUGGAUCAAUGCAGACCGUUCAAUCCUACCACCGUGAAGAGUAUUAAAUUGGACCGUAAUUGGUUCUUGUCUCAGGUAAAGUUAAGAUGUUGUAAUCGAAACGGUGGUUACAAUCCUUCGGAAGCGGCACAGUUAUUGAAAGAACUAGAUUUCGACGACUGCCUCGGCAUACUUUCUUCCAAAGAAUUCAACGUGACGAUUCUAAAGCCUUGUAUAAUACUGGGUACUCGUGCGAGCGUCGAAAAGUGUCAGAAAGUGGAAUUCGGUGUAGCGAAUAACGACGAGAAAGACUCGUGGAGUUUCGAGGCCAGUUCGUUGUACAGGGCAGCGAGGCAAUGCCUGUUGGAACACGUUCGCUGCGUUAACGAACUGAUGCCGAAACCGCAUCAGACUUACGAUCCAGCGCGUUCCACUGUCAAUUCGAAGGAGCUCAAGUACGCGAUUAGACUCGACGAACUGUUUAACGAGGCCGUGUACCGGGACAUACUGUUCAUGUUGAUACCAGCUGUGAAAAUCUACAUGAAAACGUUGCCGAAACUGUCAAAGUACCAGUUGGCGAAAAUCGACGCAAAGUCCGAAGAAGAUCUGGCCAAGUUUGCGAUUCUAUGUUUGGAGUUGACGCACUGGAUGGUACACUUGGACGAGAACAAGGUGAGAAAAUUGAGACCGAGGGAUAUGGAGAGAGCGUUAAGCUGCGCGUCCGAGAUCUCGAAACAUCCUGGGCCGAGUAAAGUUAUCGGGGAUAGCAGAAAAUACUCGUGGGUCUGUACCGCUGCUGCUUCAUUAACGAGAAUCGUCGAGUAUCUGCUAACGACAAUUGACUCUUUGCCAGUUAUAGAUGCACGGGCUUUAGAACCAGCACUCGAGGACGAGGACACGAAAGAGUUUGGUCAAGCUUGCGUUCGAAUGGCCGGUUUGGUCGCUUGGUUAGAACACUGUCAAAAGGAAGGAUCGUACAAAAACAUACCUAGGUAUCUGUUCGAUACGAUACGAGAGUUGAUCGUGACCGUGAGUCGCCAGACAUUGGUCAAUUCUUUCAUAUUGACGCCACCGUUGGUCUGGAAGCAAAACUGGGACGUCGUUGGUUCCGGUCUAACCAAAUGCUACUUUCCGUUGUUACCUUCCGAGUCGAAUCUCCUGCUGGAAGUGGAAAUCCUCGAACAAUUUAUUUACAGAAUAAACUUGUUGGGUUGGAUCUCGCGACCGCAGUUCGAAGAAAUAUGGAUGGCUCUUUUAGGCGUUUUGAAUCUAUCGGAAAACGAGUCCAUAAUCUCCGAAGAGAUUCCCAGUUUGGUUCAAGCGAGCAGCUUGGCGGUGCAAGCGAUAACGAGAUUAUUGUUGCAGACUUUGCUUCUUCCGUAUCCUGGCAAUCCGAUAGCCAGCACUCUGAUCCAUUAUCCGAGGGAUCCUCAGCUUUCGCUUUACAAAAUUAGCUCGCAAAAGUUGUACGCGAUUCAGGAUUUGCUCGCGUGGAAGUACGAAUGCAUCAACGACUCGGACAAUCUCACUGGCCUGAACAUGGAUCACGUGUUUCAACGAGGAAACGUGGAGAAAGUUGGAAACUCGAACAAGUACACGUACAGUCAGGUGUCGGUGUCUUACCUCUGGUCCUCGUGCAACUUGUACGAGGAUAAGCUAAACGCCUCUGUUCUCGACUUGAAGAACAGGAGAAACGACGCGCUGAUGUCUUCGUCGCUCGAUUUGGAUUCCUGUCUUCGAUUCCUCGUCGAGCUCUACACUUCCUGGAUGUCUCAGCAAACCAAUACGCCCGUACAAUUGCUCACAGAGAUCGUCAAGUCUAUCCUAGCGAUUUCAGAAUUGUUCGUCGAGAGGACUCAGUACCAGUGGAUGUUGGAUACGUGCUUGGAGAUCUCGAGGAUUCAUUCUAUCGAAAAUGUUAUUUUGCAUCAAUACUUGGUGGUGUCUGUGUGCAAGGCUGCUGCCGUAUUAACACCGUUGGACAUCGAAACGUUGGAGAAAGUUAAACGAUUGGUAGAUGUCAGUCUCAAGUCGGAUUUUUUGCCUGCGAGGGUGGCCGCUCUCCAUGGCUCGUUGUACCUGUUACAAAGUGCUACGUUAACAAAUUGCGAGGAAACUAUGAACAUUAUUCAUCCUUUAGCGAUCGAGUACAUACAGAAGCAUAUUGAUGCGCAAGAUUCAAACAGUGUGCUGAGUCAAAGCGAAGAACAUCAAGGCGUGAUGUGGGCCCUGGUAUUCUUUCUGCUCGAACACGCCGAAGACACUCCACCGGACACGGAAGCACCGUCUGUGCUAGAAUUAGUCCUCGCCUUGUUGUCGUCUCAAAAUAUUUCCUCUAGCUUGCAUCAGACGCUUCUGCAGGGUCUCGAACGACUGGUAAUAACUAAAAGCGUGAUUGGAAAUGUGGCUGAGCAAAUAGUAAAAGUUGCGAUAGAUCGUUUGAAGCAGCCGAGUCCGAUGCUGUCGUUACCAGCCUUACAAUUGCUGCUGACUUGCAUGUACACGGAGGCAGCGGAUAGGCUGAAUCAGCCGGAAAUAGAAGAACCGUUGCCGGACCUAGAGCCGGAAGCACUGGUUCGAUCUAUAGAGCGCACGUCUGCAAUUUUUGACAAGAUCAGGAAAGGACAUUCGAUGGAGGUGGAGCUUCUCUGUACGGUUCUCUCGGCCGUUCUCGGAGACUUUUUCCCGCCCUCGGAAAUUCUAACUAAAGUUAUAGGGGAAUUCUUGUCGCCCCAACAACCGCAUCCGACACUACUUUCCGCCGUUGUCUUUAAAGUUUGCGAAAGAGCGUGCACUUGCGCGCAAAUGGAACUUCUUCAAGACUGGGUCGUAUUUAGUUUGCCAAAUUUCAUUCAAAGUUUGCCGGUUACGAUGUCCACGUGGUGUUUGUCUUGCUUUUUUAUCAGCGCGUCCACGAAUCAUUGGCUGAGAGCCUUAUUUCCGUAUGUUCAAUCAAGGAUCGGCAAAUACGAAUACGAAGACAAAAAGAUACUUUGUAUCGCGGCUUCUGACUUUUAUCACAAGUUGUGCAAAGAAACUCAAAAGAAAGCUUUCGUGGAAACUUUCGAAGCAGCAGCGAAGGAACCGGGAACAUCGUUCGGCGAUAUUUUAGCGUCAUUUUAGCGUAAUUUUAGCGUAAUUUCAGCUAGUUCACUUGGACGCGUGAGAUCUAAAUCAAAACGAGGAGAGGUAAUUGAUGAAAACUGAAAAUUUUCCGGCUCUUCUUGUAACUUGAUGUACAAUCAUUGCGGGGGGAGGGGGGGGGCUGCAACUAACUGUGUCGCGUGUACAGUUGUAUGUAUGUGACGAUAUUUAUUUUACAUCAUGUAUUGUC